AUGUACGACCUGCUUGUGGAAAGAGAAGCACUAAAACGCAAAAUCAAGCGGUUGAGAGACACAGAAAGCAAUCAUGGAUACAACAACGCUGCUGAACAAAACGAGAAAGAGUUAAAACGAUGUAUGGAUAGGUUAAAAAGUCUUGAAAAAGAAAAAAUGAAAAGUUUAGAACACUUUGCAGAGCUAAAAAAUGAAAUAAAGAAAUACAAAACAGAGAAGGAAAGGGAACUUAGAGAAAAGAUCAGAGGUGCUACGGUAAAAUAUCUGAAUGAAAUUAAUUCGUGGCAAAACGUUGGUAUCGAGCAUUAUAAAAGAAUAGAACACAUAAAGAAGAAAAUGCACAAUUUUACGAAUUUCAAGAACCAGCUGCAAAGGGCGGGCAGACAGAUCAGGGAUGACAUUAUAAAGGGGUUGGAGAGUGCCGUUGAGUCUCUCAUGUUCAAAGAGGACAAGUUAGUCGAUCUCUUGAUGAAGAUGGAGGAGAUGUAUGCGAUUGAACAAUUCUUUCACGAAUGCAUAUUUGUGAACAUGGUCUAUGCUACGAUUUACGACAACUUUUCCUUCCAUUUCUUUACGCAGAAGGAUACGAACAGGCUGGACAAGCCCGAAUGGUAUUUCAAAUUUAUUCUUGAUCAGCUGGAGAAGUACAAGUUUGUGUGCGAGUGCUAUGAUUCGGUAGUUCUUGAAAACAGAAAAAGUAGAAUCAACAAAAAUGUUAUAUCGCAGACGGCACGAGAGGGCUUUCUGGAGGAGACUGAGCUCAAAAGUAAUGAAAGAAGCAUGAACAAUCUGAUAGAGAGGAUUUACAGCAUUGUGGAGAUAAAGCUCAACGAAUUGAAGAAGUGUAAAAGUGAACAGAAGCGAAAUCUUUUGUUGCAUUUUACCGAGGAAUAUCUUGUAUUUAAGAGGGAACUGAGGGAGAAGUACAGUGUAAAUUUCAACAUAAUGGAACUUGCCGACAGCGUUAUGAGGGUACAAAAAGAGUACAUUGCCAACAGCUUGCACGACAUACACUGUGGCGAUAGCAAAGAAUGGUUUGAGAACUACCAAAGAAUUUACAAGGAGAAUUUCUUCCUGGCGUUCUCAUACGUAUCGCUGCAGAACAACAUUUUCAACGACCUCAUAGACUUUAUCAGCAAAUUCAUCAUAGAGUACCAGGAGGUCUUUAUAGACAAGAUGAGUUUUGUCGGGAAGGAAGAAAAGCGUAUGCUCUGUUUCUUGAUAGUUGGGAUAGACAAGCUCAAGAACUUCCUCAGGCUGGAGGAGUCGCUGUUUAUUCUGCAGAUGGAAAACAAAACCGUAGAUUUCAACGUUGAGAUUCUGAAAAACAUACAUAUUGACACGCUGAAGUUCAUCGAUUUCAAUAAUUCGAACAUAAAAUUACUCAAAACCAUUAUUUAUCACGAGAUUAGCCAGGUGCUCGUCAAUUUCAUGUACUUUAACAGCAUCACCAAGAAGUCUCUCGUGCAGAAUUGUUCUGAAAUAUCGAAAAUCGUGACGUUCUAUUGUGAACAGCUAGGCCCGUACAGAGUACUUACAGAAAGCUUCAUAUUUGGCAAAAUAGACAACUUCAUGGUUGAAAAAAUUGUGCUGCAGAACAAGUUUGAUUCGGAGGUGCUGUUCAUGUACAAAGAAUUGGUGCAGCGUGUCAUGCAUAUGUGUGAAAGCAAGACCGAUUGGAUGUGUUUGCAGGCAUGCAAGAGCUUGGAGGAUAUUUUCAACGGUGUGAAAGAAGGAGAUUCGUUCUUCAGCAAAAUAUACGAGGUGUACAGAUAGAACGCUAGAAAUAAAUAAAAUCUUAUGGUACAACGUAGCGCAAUCAGCUGGUCAAAGACUUGUUUUAAUUUGCAAAACAUUUGAAGAGAGUUGAUCAGAGUAGUUGGUACUCAUUUAUGAUCCAAAGACUGGUUAUCUUGGUUGUUCCAGCGGACUAGAAAGUGUUUAUGAACGUAAAAAUGGCAUGUAAGGUAAAUAAAU
Molecule: messenger RNA, 1977 nt
Organism: Vavraia culicis subsp. floridensis
Lineage: Eukaryota; Fungi; Microsporidia; Pleistophoridae
Exons: 1
Coding region: 1-1776 (591 amino acids)
Biological process (GO): endoplasmic reticulum to Golgi vesicle-mediated transport; retrograde vesicle-mediated transport, Golgi to endoplasmic reticulum
Cellular component (GO): Dsl1/NZR complex
Source: RefSeq, a predicted model, not a curated record